Molecule: messenger RNA, 3198 nt
Organism: Sciurus carolinensis (gray squirrel)
Lineage: Eukaryota; Metazoa; Chordata; Mammalia; Rodentia; Sciuridae
Gene: Bend6
Product: BEN domain containing 6
Exons: 8
Coding region: 1130-1969 (279 amino acids)
Biological process (GO): positive regulation of neuron differentiation; negative regulation of Notch signaling pathway
Cellular component (GO): nucleus
Molecular function (GO): DNA binding; transcription corepressor activity
Source: RefSeq, a predicted model, not a curated record
CACCCGCGCGGGGCGCACGCCGGGGCGGCGGGCACGGGCGAGCGCGGCUCAGCGCGUCAUGCCCGGCGCUCGCGGCCCCGCGCCCAGCCCAAUGGCUGCGCACCCCGCGCCAGCCGCGCUACGCGAGUGAUCCAGAGCUGCGGGGAGUGCUUGCCAUGACUCAGCAGACAGCGACGAGGCAGCGACUUGGCGGCGUGGAGCUUCUCCCCUCCCUCCCCAGGCGCCCCCGCCCCCGUCCCAGUCGGUGCGCAGCCCCCGGGCGCAGCCCCGCCGGGGACGCGGGGAGCUGGGAGGAGCAGCGCUGCCACCGCGGAUGCCCGGGCCCCGCGCAUCGUCUGGUGGCUGCAGCCGGCCUCAGCAUCCCCUAAGCUGGGCGCACGUGGGUCGGGGCGGGGACGCGGCACCCGGCUGCAGCCGCGGCUGCCCACUGGGGGCGGGAAUGGGGCGCCGCGGCGGGGGCUCGACUGAUGACAUCACGGCCGGGCUGCGGCAGCGCGGGCGCGCGGACAUGGCUGCGGCGGCUUCGGCGGCGGCCGUGGGCUGCGCCCCAGCCUGAAAGCCCAGCGCCCACUCCACCCCUGCCACCCGCCAGUUCGUGCGGUCCUCGUGGCAACCGGCCGGGUGCUCUCGGCUCCCGGGGACCCGGGGCUUCCACCUGCCCAGCCUCCCUUGGCGGAAUUUCUGGGGAGCCCGGCGUCAGGGGGCGCCAAGGAGCCAGGGGGAAAAUCGUAAGGCGCUGGCGAGAGCCUCCAAGCGGUGCUACCCCCCACUUCCCACCCUCCGGCGCCCCGCCCCGAGGUAGGGGCUUUGGAGGAUGCAGCCGGUAAUAAUGUGCAGUAAAGUAAGUUACUGGAGAUGAAGGAGUUAAAGCAGCUGGCCUGCUCCCUGGGAAAAGAAAUGAAAAAUGAAAUAAAAGAAGCCAAGUGAUAUUAUCUAAACUCCUUUUAAAAAUGAUAACUGGACUUCUAGAUCAGAGUUUGGCAAAUUAUGACUCAACUGCCAGUCACCUGUUUUUGUACAGUCUGCAAGGAAAAUCAUUAACUUUGGGGCUACAUCCAGAGUAGUAUCGUCUACAUGGGUAUUCCCUCCUCCUACAAUUUCAGAAAACCUUUGAUGACUAAUUGAGAAAAUGCAGAAGAUCUUGCAGACAGAUGAAAUUACUACUAUCCAAGCCCUUAGAAAAGGAAAGAGGAAAAGGACAGAGACAAUGGACUCAGAAAAUCCAAAUAGUGACAUGGAAAAAGGACAGAGAGAUCCAUUUUCGGGAAAUGCCUUUCUGCCUGGGGAGAGUUCCAGCGAGGAUGAAGCGCCCUUAGCGGAAUUGUCAAAAGAGGAAUUGUGUGCCAAGAUAAAAAACCUGAAAGAAAAACUAACAAACACCCGAAAAGAAAACAGCCGGCUUCGACAGUCUUUGGUCAUGCUACAAGUGUUACCACAAGCAGUCACCCAGUUUGAAGAAUUGGUUAGCAUGGCGGAGACCCUGCUUAAGGGUGGAGGGACCAUGUCCACAUCUGCAUCUACUCUCUGGAGAGCAACAAAUAAUUCCUCACCAGAUUCAUUUGCCUCAACAGGCAGUAAUUCCAAUUCUAAUUCCAGUUCACCAAUUUCCUUGAAGGCUGAGGAGGAGCAUCAUUCUGAUGAGAAGCAGUUCAAGAUUGAAAAAUGGCAGAUUGCCCGUUGUAAUAAGAGCAAGCCUCAGAAGUUUAUUAAUGAUUUAAUGCAAGUACUUUACACAAACGAAUACAUGGCCACACACAGCCUGACAGGGGCAAAAUCCUCUACGUCAAGGGACAAAGCCGUAAAACCAGCUAUGAAUCAGAAUGAAGUUCAAGAAAUCAUAGGAGUAACAAAACAGUUGUUUCCCAAUACGGAUGAUGUUUCAAUUAGGAGAAUGAUAGGGCAAAAGCUAAACAACUGUACCAAGAAGCCAAAUUUAAGCAAAAAUCUUAACUCUCAGGAUAUUAAGUAGAUCCUUUUGGUAUGACAGGUAUCUGAAGCUAAGCAUUUUCAGUUUAAAGUCUAACAUUGGACUAGAGAAUUUGUAACCUCCCUGGCAGUGAGCAUAGAGAGACGUGCAGUGACAGGCUAUAAGUCAUCUGUAACAUCCUUGGACUCUCCUGAUGGAGUAAGAAGCUUGCUGAAGAAGCUGCAUGUCGAUUCCACCCUGAAUAUCAGUGAUGCAUCAAACCAGAGAAUUUUCACCAAAUAGUAUGCAUGCAGUAUGGUUUCUUUGGAAAUAUGCAUUUUUCUGUUCCCAAAUACUCUGUACAGCUGAGCAGGAUAGUCAAAGCUCUUAUCAUAGCAACGAAACUUCAACACUUCAGAUCAGUCAUUGUCCCAGCAAUACAUUGUAUAUUUAUGACCAGUGACUUCCCAUUACAGGUUUUGGAUCUUAAGCAUAAGCACAUGUUUGGAAAAGUAAACAGAAGUAAUCAAAGUUCACAAAUAGGAGAAUGGCAAAGUGAGCCUACACUCUAGUAGUCUGUCAAACCAAGUAAUAAUGUUUCAGAAAUAGUAUUAUUUUCUUAUCUGAAAAUGCACAAAAUAGGAAUCUGAGGAAAAUGAGAUCAGAAGUCUUUUUAACAGUAAACUAUUCCACCACACUUGAAAAACAAAUAAGCCCAAUUUUUUAGUAUUAAAACAAUGUAUCAAUUUUCAGUAUAAUCUUUGAGUUUGCUUUUCAGACCUGCUUCUUUUUAUUGUCCAAAAUAAGCUAAGUACAAAUGUCUAAUAUAAAACAUCAAUAUCACCUAAAACAUGCUAUAUAAUACCACAAGUGCUUGGUUAGUUAUGUUGCUACACUGCUUAGUUUUAACUGGUUUAUUUUCAUUGUAGCAAAAAAAAAAAAAAAAAAGAAUUGAAAAAAUCAAUAUGGAUUUGAUAAUCACACAAAAAAGAAAAAUGCCAUUCUGUAAAAAUCAACAAAAGACAACAUUCUUCAAGAGGCUUCUCACUUGAUGUCAGGUUGUCACAGGAGACCACUCUGCAAAUGCAAAGCCAUGCUUCUUCUGGUGCACACAGUCAUGUUUAAACUUGGAAAAGAGGAUGCUGCAUAGUUACAAAGUUCUGUAUCAUGGACCCAGGGAACAUUCCAUAAAUGUUGCUUGAUAACCAUGUGGUUGUACAAAAUAAAUGUACUUAAGAAAAUGACUUACAUAACAUUUGCUAAUUUUAAUUAAACAAAUAAAUCCUAUUGAA